Molecule: messenger RNA, 2690 nt
Organism: Paramecium sonneborni
Lineage: Eukaryota; Ciliophora; Oligohymenophorea; Peniculida; Parameciidae
Source: the annotation of a GenBank genome assembly
AUGCUUUAAGAAAAUCCUAUUCAUAACUUUAACUAAUCUUUUGGACCUAAAUAAUAAACUGCAAAUCCAAAAAUAUGUUAUAAAGAAACUCCUGAAUCUCAUAUUUCCUUAUAUUCAGAAGGAUUAUUAUCUCCUUUCCCAGAAAACUCUCCUUCCAAUUGGUAAAGAAAGAAAAUUACAUAUUAAAAUUCUUUCAAUACUUUAGAUAAACAAAAUAUUUUAUAAUUUCAAUAAACUUUGAGACCAAAAGCAUAAACCUCAUAAAUGGCUAAAUUUUUAAAAAUAAAUAAAAUAAUGGCAAUUGUACAAAGAUUUAAGUCCAAUCUCUUUAUAAAUGCCUAUAUAUUACCUAAGAGACUAUAGGAAUAGUUUUCAAAGCAAGAAAAGUAUACAAAUACUUUUGUUUAGAAUGAUUCAAAAAGUAAAAUCGUUAUACAUUUUUAUAGAAAGAAAUCAAUAAAGUAAAUAAAUCCCUCUUAUUUCACCAUCAAGUCCUAUUUCAUAAAUCUUCGAUAUGUUAAGUAUAAUUGUUCAAUUGAUGGCUUUAUGGAUAAUUUCAAUUAUGGCUGUAUUUACUAAUCUAGAUGAAAAUUAAGCUUAAAUUAUUCUAUUUACAGUUGCCUUUCUUGUUUUUGAACUCAUUUUCACUCUAAAUAGAGCAAUUAUUAUUAAAGGUCUAAUAAUAGAAGAUCGUUCAAUAAUAUUUAAAAAUUUCGUUAAACAAUCUUGUUUUCUCUAUUCUUUAGAAAUCAUAAUAUGCAUUUAUAUAUCUUUGAAUUAGAAUUUCUUAUAAUAAGGAGGAGCAUUUUUACUUCUAAUUUUACUUGCUGUUAUUAUAGGAAGAAUACUCUAAUAAUAUGAUAAUUUAAUUGAUACAUUAUAUUAAUUAUCAAUUCCUAGUGAUUUACUUGAUUUAAUCACUUUGAUUAUUUCAAUAUAUUAUUUCGCUCAUUUUAUAGCAUGUUGCUGGUUAUAUUGUGGAUUGCUUUAAGAAGAUACUGGAUCUUGGAUAACUUAUUAUGAAUUAUCUAAUCAAGAUAUUUGGAUUAAAUAUAGUACUUCAUUCUAUUGGGCAACUAUGACUAUGGUAACUGUUGGUUAUGGAGAUAUUACACCAAAGAAUUAAACUGAAAUGAUUUUUUGUGAUAUAGCUAUGUUUCUAUCAAGUUGUGUUUUUGCAUAUUCUAUGAAUUCAAUUGGAAUAAUACUCAAAAAUAUUAAUGAUAAGAAAGUAAAUUAUAAGUAUAUGAAUUGUUUUAUACAUAGAAAGAGUACUAUCAUUCUCAAUUAAUAUAUGAAGAAGAAUGAUAUAUCUAAUCAUAUAUAAGAUAAACUUAGAAAUUACUUAAAAUAUUAAAUCAAGAAUGAAUACAAUGAAAUUUAAAAGGAUGCUAUUAAAAUAUUAAAAUAGUUUCCAAAAGGAAUAGAAUAAGAAAUCUCUUAAAAUAUUAAUAGUAGAAUAUUAUAAAAAAUUAAAAUAUUCGAAUAAUUUACUAAAUGGACUAAAUCAGAAUUAAUUGACAAAAUUGAAUUAAUUAGUUAUACACCAGGUGAAUAUAUAUAUCAUUAAGAUACUAAUCAAAAUAUUGAAUUGUAUAAAUUUUAUUUAUUUUUACAUUAGAUGUUAUGUUUAUUAAGGUUCUGUAGAUAUAAUAGAACAAUAAAGUUAACAAAAUAUUCAACAAUUGAAAUAAGGAGAAAUAUUUGGUGAAUUUUAAUUUUUUACUGGUUUCAAUCCUUCAACUUCAGCUAUUAGUAAUGGUUUUUCUAUCAUUGCAAAAAUUAAUAGACAAAAAUUCCUUAAGAUAUUAUAGGAUGCAAAAAAAGAUUAAGAAAAAUUUCAUUAAAUUAAAGAUAGAAUACUUUUAUAUAAAGAUUAUAGUGAUCUUAUGAUUAGUUGUAAAUUUUGUAAAAAAAUAUCUCAUAUCUUUUAUCAAUGUCCUAUGUUAUCAUAUCAACCAGAUAUGGAAUCUAGAAUAAAAAAAGAAGAAUUGUAUCCUUAAGAAUAAUAUAGAAUUCCAUUUAAAAGAAGUAUAUUAACAAAAAAAAAAUCAUUACUUUUGUAAAAAGAAAUUUUUGAUAAAAUUAAGAAAUAUCAGGAAAUUAAUGGAAUAGAUUAAAUUGAAGAUAAUGUAUAAAGUGAAACUCAAACUAACUCUAUUGAGGAAGAAUAAUUCUAUCAUGUUAAUGAAAUUUAAUAAAGUAUGAAAAACAUAUUGUAGGUGCCUAAAAAUUCUUAGAUGAUAGAAAAAACUUCAAGAUUAUCUAUUAAUCAAAAUCAUUUUGGGUUUUGUAGACCAUCAAUUGUUUAAACUUUCAAAGAAAAAUCAAAUACUAAAGGAAAUUAAAAUCAGUUAACUAUUUCAAAUCAUAAUGUCUCUUCCAAAUAUAUUGUUGAAUCAAAAAGUUCAACUAAAUGGAACAUGUUAGACAAUUUUAUUGAUUAAUUACAAUUUCACUAUUUAGACAUUGAUUGCAUAUAAGAAUAUGAAAUAUAUAUGAAACAUAACAACUUUAAGUAAGUGAUUAAAGAACUUAAUUAAAGACCUAAAUAUAAUCGACAAUUAUAAAGAUUAUCAAAAUAUUCCUAUAAUUAUUAUGUGAAAAUUAUGGCUGUAAAAAUUAGAGAAUAUUUAGAUGAUGAUGAGAUAAAUGAAAAUGUAUUUAGUAAAUCUUUAAGAAAAAAUUGA